AUAGGCUAUUUUCAGCCUCUUUUGCAGAGUCGCUGACAGAGAUAGGGAGAAAGUGAGGGAAAGAAAGGGAAUCCCCACAACUGCAAAAGCAACAAUGUAGAUUGUAGAGAGAGAGAGAGAGAGAGAGAGAGAUGUUAUAUGUAUGAAAGAUUGAUAGGCACAGACUAUUCUUGUGGUAAAUCUCACGCAAACACAACACCACCACCCACCCUUUUUUGCUUCAAUAGAUCGCUAACCAUUUGAUCCUCUGCCCGUCUCCUCAAUUUCGUGCUUUGCGCUCCUUUCUCGCAGGGUGGUGAAACACUAGCUCAUUUCUUUUUCUCCCUUCUCUUUCCUCCUAUUUAGUACCGGGGGCUGAGAUUGCAAUGUCAAAGAUCGUAGCAUGAUUUUACUGUUUCUGAAAUCUACAAUACUACGACUCGAGGGGUGAAAAAUCUUCUGGCUUUCUUGAGAUCAAGAUGUUUACCAGAGGUGAUUUAGAUCUAAAUUUAGUGCUGAGAUAUGAUCCGUUACCGAAAGAAGUUUUGAAACCUGCAAUGCUCAAGCAGGAACAUAUAUUCAAGAAGCAGGUAAGCACAAGGUUAUCUGUGAACAGUCUACAAGAACGCAGAGUUUUCUUCGAGCAAAGGGUUUUGGUUCCUCAAUUUUGUUCCAAUCAGCAUUUUAACCACGUUAAUCGGGAUAAUUUAGUUAAAGAAAAUAGCCCCCUUUGUCCACAAAAGCCAGUAAAGAUAAAACACAGUUUCCAUGCUCGAGUGACACCUUCAGAGGAAGUCGAUCUCUCGUUAAGCAUUGGUUGGAACAAGCAAAGGAAUGAUAUUAUUGAUUUGGAGGACUCGGAUGAAACAGUGUUGCAUGGAGAAGUAAAUAACGUAUCUACAUUUGGUUAUGCUGCUCGUGUUGGGUAUUCGGGAGGCAAUUAUGAUUCGGGUUCUACUCAUAGCAUCAUCACUCAUGGCCCUGAUAAAAAUCAAUUUGAAGGGACAGAUAGAAGUCAGUACUCGAGUGUCGAUUGCAGCAGAGGUUUGCUCGAGCAAAGCUCUUUGAGUAAAGGAGUUACGCAAUGCUGCAAUGUUGUUAUCUCUGAAGAUACGCCAUCCAACAGAAAACGUUUUUCUUCUGAUGAACGAGCACUUCUAGACCUUAACCGACAUCCAAAUGAAUUAUCGUUUCACCCAACUGACCCCGGCUCUGUCAGUUCAUCAACCGGGGCUUUCUUGAGGGACUCCCGUGGAAUGGUUGGUGGGUCCCACGAUAAUGACGCCUCACACAACGCUCCCAACAGGAGAGAUCAAGCCGAUGAUGAUGAUUGCAAUAACGUUGUGGCAGCGUUGGACAGCUCGGGAAGUCAUGACGGGCAUACUAGUAAAGUUGAACCUGAAGGAAUGACCAUAACAUUGGAAAUCCAAAAUGGUUCUAAGCGUGCUGAGGAUACAAGAUUUUCAGAUGAAUGCAUGACUCGAGAUACAGUACUCGAAGACAUGGAAGUUGAUCGAUCUCCCAUCUUAUGCAAAUCCAAUUAUGCAGCAGACGACAACAUGUUAAGCAGAACAGUAACCGAGGAAUCUGGGAAUCGUUUGGCGAAGUCAAAUACCCCGGUAGAUAAUGCUGGUUUGUCACAAGCAGCAAAAUCUCCACGCCAUGAGGAUAAUGCUGAAUCUUGUGGUAACAACGAUUCGAAUUUCCAAGGCGGGGAUGAUCAGAAGGGUAAAGCAGCAGCAGAAGUUGACAACGAUGUCCAAAAGGGAGCGGUGUCUCUACUGUUUUUCAAGUUGGAAAGCACGAGAGACCGGAGCAAAACUAGGCAGCAAGAAAAUGACAGCAAUGAGCAGCAGCCUCUGUAUUCGUGUGACACUUUCGAGUCGAUGGUGCUCAAGCUGCCCGAAUGCAAUGUAGACGACGACGACUCUUGUGUGUCCUCGAAGCCCUUUGAAGUGAAGAACGUCACGAGCAAUAAGGAUUGCGGAAUCGCGCUGAGAAGGGGGAGACGAAUGAAAGAUUUCCGGAGGGACAUUCUUCCUAACUUGGCAUCUCUUUCAAGACAUGAGAUUUCUGAGGACAUCAAAAUUAUGGAGACAGUACUAAGAUCAAGAGAAUACAAGAAAAUCAUGUCCAGAAUGAAAGGUGGUGAGCAGAAAUGUUUCACACCUGUGAGAAGCAAGAGGUCUAGACUCAAUUAUGCUGGCCAAAAACACCAUUCAUGAAUUGUUUGUUCAUCACAAGUAGGAAAGGAUGACAUUCUUUUCUUUUUUUUUUUAGGAACUAUCUAUCUGGGAUUAUUAACAUAUUUAUGUUGUAAACAGAUUUGACAGAAUUAGGUAGUUUGACAUGAAAUUUGAUUUGUUUUUCCUUUGGAUUA
Messenger RNA from Ipomoea nil (Japanese morning glory), 2359 nucleotides. RefSeq lists its product as uncharacterized. The transcript has 5 exons. The coding region runs from base 459 to 2204 and encodes 581 amino acids. NCBI's taxonomy places the organism in Eukaryota, Viridiplantae, Streptophyta, Magnoliopsida, Solanales, Convolvulaceae. The record is from RefSeq and is a predicted model, not a curated record.